Miscanthus lutarioriparius is the source of this 3735-nucleotide messenger RNA. Lineage: Eukaryota; Viridiplantae; Streptophyta; Magnoliopsida; Poales; Poaceae. The record is from the annotation of a GenBank genome assembly.
AUGAAGGACCAACUUAAAAAUUGCUCCAUUCACCGUACUGUCCGGGCUCUUACAGUCCUGUAUCCUGGCCCUCUAAAUUAUGACUAUGGCCCAUGGGAGUCCUCGGACAGUUGGCCAUAUAGAUUUGCAUUAUUCCUUGUGUCCUUGUUGCUUCCCUUGGCCUGCAGUUGGUUUUGCUCACUAGGAAGCGUCACAACUCACAAGCUAGCAGAAUUCCCAAUCCUGACUCCCGAGUGCUCUCAUCUCACUGGCUAUCUAGAUCUAGGCACAAGCCCGCAUUUUGCAAUCAAGAUUCCGCAAGAUCUGGUUGUGGGCAAUAAGUUAGCUCCACUGCUAAUCAAAGAGUACACCUCCAUUGUGGGUGUGAAAAGAGAUCUCAAGGACCUCCGAGAUCAAGUUGAGGAGAUCAACGGUUGGUUGCAAACAAGAUAUGAAGCUGUGUGGAAUGAUCGAACAUUAAACUGGCUGAAAAGGUUGAAAGAUGUCGCCUAUGCUGUUGAUAAUGUUGUUGAUGAGUUCCAGCUAAAGGUUGAGAAACAUGCUGCUGCUGCUGCUGAUGGUGGUAUUAUUUCCAAAUACAUGUGCACAAAACCAAAACCAUUCAUUUUACAAUGCAAGGUGGCCAGCAAGAUCAAGAAAAUCAAAAGGAGAUUUGCUAAAAUUGUGAAACAAAGAACAGACUACAAUGCAAUAAGAAAUAGUAUCCCAGUAGAUCCUCCUGUUAGGAAAACAAACAUGAGGACUGGGGGGACUUCAUCCUGGCCUGACGUUGAUGUGUCAUCAGUAGUUGGAAGAGAUGAAGAUAAGAAGCAUAUAAUAUCCAAGCUUCAAGAGACUGAUCAUCAACUGAAAAUCAAGAUAAUUUCUGUCAUCGGGCUUGGUGGAUCUGGUAAAACUACCUUAGCCAAACUGGUUUUCAAUGAUGGUAACAUUAACAAGCAUUUCGACCUCACACUAUGGGUUCAUGUGUCACAAGAAUUUGAUGUCGACAACCUAGUCAAAAAAAUGUUUGAAGCUUUUGCUGACCAUAAUCCGGGACAGCAUGGCAUGCCUUAUAUUAGAAAAACAAUCUCAGACAAGUUGGAUGGAAAGAGGUUUCUUCUUGUAUUGGAUGAUGUUUGGACUGAGUCCCAAUUUCAGUGGGAAGAAUUUAGGGAAUUUCUAAUCAAUAUUGGUGCACCUGGAAGCAGGAUUUUACUGACUACUCGCAGUAGUAAAGUUGCAGAAACAGUGGGAUCCACAGACCAAUUUUUGCUGCCACUAUUAUCUGAGGCUAGCAGCUGGAAACUAUUCAUAGAAAGUUGUGGAAUGGCUGCAAAUGAUAUGGCCUCUGAAUUUCGUAACGUUGGAAAAGAGAUUGUGGAUAAAUGUGGUGGGGUACCAUUGGCAAUUAAAGUUAUUGCAGGUGUUCUUCAUGGCAAGGAUCAGAUAGAUCAGUGGAAGGCCACAAGAGACAGCAAUUUAUUAUAUGUUGAGGGUGAAGAACAAAGAGUAGCUGCAUGCUUGAGGUUGAGCUAUUUCCGUUUGCCAUUCAAUCUCAAACAGUGCUUUACAAUAUGUUCAGUGUUUCCCAAAGGUCAUAGGAUUGAUAAAGAACAAUUGAUUGACCUGUGGAUUGCUCAUGAUAUGAUCACUCCAGAGGAUGGUUUUGAUUACUUAAACGUGGAGUAUGUUGUCCACAAUCACUUCAAUUCUCUUGUGCAAAUGUCUUUCCUGCAAAAUGUCGAAGAAGAAGAUGGGAGAGUUGCAUGUGGGAUGCAUGAUUUGGUUCAUGAUCUUGCCUUGUCUAUCUUGGGUGAUGAAAUUUCAUUUGACAUGCCAAAGGAGGCAACCAGCAGUACCACAAAGAGCUAUAGAUAUUUUUCUUUGAUUAAACGGCCAGAACAUAUGGUACCUAAAAAUAUUUUCAGAAAAGCACGUGUUGUAUAUAUGCGUAAGUAUGAAGAUUACAUAUAUGACAUGGCAUUGAAGCAUGCAAAGCACUUGCGCAGUGUUACGGUGGGAUAUCUCAAUGCAGAAGGAGCUAACACCAUAUCUCAGGUUAAGUAUCUGAAAUAUCUUGCUGUUUCAGGACUAAGUUGUGAAACACUUCCUGAGACUGUCUCAAAUGUUUGGAGCCUGCAAGCACUUCAUGUAAGAUACAACUAUUCACUUCGGGAGCUACCACAAUCCAUUGUUGCUUUGCUUACAGUGUUGCCAAACUCUAUUGGUAGAAAUGAGAAGCUAAGAGUUUUGAGACUAAGUUUCACCAAAAUUGAGAGGCUUCCAUCAAUUAUCACAACACUGAGAAAUCUGGAGUGGUUAGACCUUCAGGGCUGUUUUGAGCUGGUGGAGUUGCCUGAAGGCAUCGGCAACUUGGAGAAGCUUCAAGUUUUGAACCUAAAAGAUUGUAUGAAAUUAGGAGGAAUGCCUGUCGGCAUUGGACAACUCAGUCGACUACAAAAGUUGGGUGAGGCGAACACUGAGUUGGAGCAGGCUGUCCUUGAUGGUCUAGAACCGCCACCUGGGAUUAAAGAGCUAGAAAUUUCGGAGUAUACGGGUAGGCAAUAUGCACGGUGGAUGCAGAAUCAAGUUGGUGGUAGAGUACAGGGGCCUGCUCCUUUCCCAUUUUUAAAGGUGAUGAGGCUAUUUGAUUUGCCAAACUUGAAGAAUCUACAUGGGCUUGUGGAGCUGCCUUGUUUGGAGGAGCUUAAUCUUCAAGAUAUGCCUUCUCUUGAGAGCAUAAGUGGAGGCCCAUUUCCUUUGUUGGUGAAGUUGGAGAUGUUUGAAUUACCUAGACUGGGAGAGGUGUUGAUGGUAGCAGAGAGGACCAUGCUCGAUGGAGAAGAUGGGGGAUGCUGCUGCAAUUUCACACCUCAGUUGGGACAAGUCAUCCAAGUUGGUAAUUGCCUAACAAAGUUACAGAUUUAUGAUUGUCCUAAGUUGGAGGUGAAGCCGCACCUUCCUUUGUCACUGCAGCAGAUGCGGUUGUGGGGUAGUGAGCUGCUGCUGCAGUCACAAGGCCAAUGCCAGGGGUCCUCUUCGCCCCCUAGUUUUAGCCACCUGAAGGAGCUUCAGCUAAGCGAUAUGACAGGACUAGGAUCUGGGCAUGGGUGGGAGCUGCUGCAGCACAUGACGGCGCUCGAGUCAUUGGAGAUUAGUGCCUUCCCUGGGGUGGAAACCGAGCUGCCUGAGAGCUUGUGGAGCCUCACAUCCCUCCGGUCCCUGAAAGUGGACGAGUGUUCUAAUAUCUACAUCCUACCCGAGUUGCUAGGGGAACUCAGGUCUCUGCAAGAGUUGACCAUCGAAGACUGCGAUAGCCUGACCAGCCUCCCCCAAUCAAUGGGUCAACUCACAUCCCUCCAGUUGCUCGAGAUAAAUCACUGCGAUGCACUUCAGCAGUUGCCCGAUUGCCUGGGAGAACUCUGCUCUCUACGCAAACUCAAGAUUACAAACUUGCCGGGGCUGACUUGCCUUCCACAAUCCAUGUGCUGCCUCACCACCUCUCUUCAAGAGAUCAAAAUCCAUGUUUGCCCGGGCAUCACAUCCUUGCCUCAGGGGAUUGAAGGCCUCGCCUCCCUUGAAAAGCUCUCAAUCGUGCACUGUACGGGCUUCACAUCGUUGUCGCAGGGGAUAAAAGGCCUCGUCUCCCUUGAAGAUCUAUCCGUCGCUUACUGCCCCGGAAUAAAAUCCUUGCCCGAGGGCAUAAAGGGCCUCACGGCUUUAAAGAGGUCCACUGCACUUGGCAGUCCUUGA